This is a messenger RNA of Zootoca vivipara (common lizard), 1092 nucleotides long. RefSeq names its product blue-sensitive opsin-like. Gene Ontology annotation, biological process: G protein-coupled receptor signaling pathway; visual perception; phototransduction. Gene Ontology annotation, cellular component: membrane. The record is from RefSeq and is a predicted model, not a curated record. Gene Ontology annotation, molecular function: G protein-coupled receptor activity. NCBI's taxonomy places the organism in Eukaryota, Metazoa, Chordata, Lepidosauria, Squamata, Lacertidae.
AUGCACAAAGCCCGAUCUGACUCCCAGGAUGACCUCCCGGAAGAUUUCUUCAUCCCAGUGCCCUUGGAUGUUGCCAACAUCACAACUCUAAGUCCUUUUCUGGUACCUCAGACUCACCUUGGUAGUCCAGGCCUCUUUAUGAGCAUGGCUGCCUUCAUGUUCGUGUUGAUUGUACUUGGGGUACCCAUCAACGUCCUCACCAUCUUCUGCACUUUCAAGUACAAGAAGCUCCGCUCCCACCUCAACUACAUCUUGGUCAACCUUGCCGUGUCAAACCUGGUGGUGGUCUGCGUUGGAUCUACCACUGCCUUCUACAGCUUCGCCCAGAUGUACUUCAUCAUGGGCCCUCUUGCAUGCAAGAUAGAGGGCUUUGCUGCCACAUUGGGGGGCAUGGUGAGCCUAUGGUCCCUGGCAGUUGUGGCCUUCGAACGAUACUUGGUCAUUUGCAAGCCUCUGGGAAACUUCACCUUCAGAGGCACCCAUGCCAUUGUUGGUUGCAUCAUAACCUGGAUCUGUGGCUUGGUGGCUUCAGUCCCACCCCUGUUUGGCUGGAGCAGGUAUAUUCCUGAGGGGCUGCAGUGCUCGUGUGGUCCUGAUUGGUAUACAACGAACAACAAGUGGAACAAUGAAUCUUACGUCAUAUUCCUCUUCUCCUUCUGCUUUGGAGUGCCCCUCUCUGUUAUCAUCUUUUCUUAUGGUCGUCUUCUUGUAACCCUGCGCGCAGUUGCCAAGCAGCAGGAGCAGUCAGCCACCACACAGAAGGCUGAGAGAGAGGUGACCAAGAUGGUAGUGGUGAUGGUGAUGGGCUUCCUGGUAUGCUGGCUUCCAUACGCCUCCUUUGCAUUGUGGGUAGUGAGCCACCGUGGAGAACCUUUUGAUGUUCGCCUGGCCUCCAUCCCCUCUGUCUUCUCCAAGGCCUCCUCUGUUUAUAACCCUGUCAUCUAUGUCUUCAUGAACAAGCAGUUUCGGUCCUGCAUGCUGAAGCUUGUCUUCUGUGGCAAAAGCCCCUUUGGUGAGGAGGAGGAUGUUUCGGGUUCCUCCCAGGCAACCCAGGUCUCAUCGGUGUCUUCCAGCCAGGUGUCACCAGCGUAA